Ricinus communis (castor bean) is the source of this 1320-nucleotide messenger RNA. RefSeq lists its product as uncharacterized. The record is from RefSeq and is a predicted model, not a curated record. The transcript is spliced from 5 exons. Lineage: Eukaryota; Viridiplantae; Streptophyta; Magnoliopsida; Malpighiales; Euphorbiaceae. Bases 1 to 1320 code for a protein of 439 amino acids.
AUGUUUGCUUCUUCUUCAUCUUCUUCUGCUGACCUUGAACAGGUUGAUUAUAUGGGAAAUGCGCCUAGGCAACAGAAUAACCUGAUUCAACGGUUGCACCAGCAGCAAUCCCAACAACAGACUGUUCUCCCUGAACUACCUCAAAACCAGGAGAAGAAGCCCAAUUUAGAGGAGUUGAUGAUGAAGUUCGUGUCCACUUUAAAGAACAUGUUUCAGCAGACGGACACAGCUCUUAGAAAUCAACAAGCCCCCAUACAUAAUUUGGAGAAUCAAAUAGGCCAGAUUUCUAAGAUGUUGGCUGAGAGACAGCCAGGGAUGCUUCCUAUUACCACAGAGUCGAACUCGAGGGAGCAUAUCAAGGCUAUCACCUUGAGAUCAGCCAGCCAGGAAGGACUAGAGCCUGAGGUGACAGAGCCUGUGCGACCAAAGGACAAGAAGAAGAGUCUUAUGAGGGAAUACCAUCCUCCAAUUCCAUAUCCUGCCAGGUUGAAGCAAGAAAAGAUUGAUCAGCAGUUUGGUAAGUUUUUGGAUUUAUUUAAGCAGUUGAGGAUUAAUAUACCUUUUGUUGAGGCUAUAUCGCAGAUGCCCAAGUAUGUGAGGUUCCUAAAAGAGAUUCUAAGAAACAAGAGGAAGCUGGAGGACUUGGGACUUAUGACGCUAAAUGAGGAGUGCUCAGCCAUUCUUCAAAAUAAACUGCUAGUAAAGAGGCGUGAUCUAGGGAGUUUCACUGUUCCUUGUAUUAUUAGUGAUUUGCAUAUUAGUAAUGCUUUAGCUGAUUUAGGAGCUAGCAUCAAUCUAAUGCCUAGCAGUUUGUUUGAGAGAUUAGGUUUAAGUAAGCAUAAACCUACUGGGAUGAGCAUACAGUUAGCUGAAAGGACUAUGAAAUAUCCUAGGGGAAUAGUUAAAGAUGUACUUGUUAAGGGUGAGAGUAGCGUACCUUUAAUUCUAGGUAGACCUUUCCUUGCAACAUCUAGGGCUGUUAUAAAUGUGUGUGAUGAGAAGUUACAGCUUAGAAGUCUCAUUUGCAAGAGGAUAUUACUUGAUGAUCCUUUACAGGUAGCAUUACAGGCUAAAGAUGAGGAGGAGUUAUCCAACAAGGAUGUAUUGGAACAACUUGCUUGUUUGCUGGCUAGUGAGCCCAGCAACUCUGCUAACCAUUUCGUUGAUAUUGACAGGUCAGGGGUGCAGAAAUUGAGACCUUCACUUGAGGAGCCACUAGCCUUAGAGUUGAAAAAGAUGCCUAAGCACUUAACCUAUGCCUAUCUGGAUGAGGCAGAGAAGCUGCCAGUGAUCAUUGCAGCUGAUUUGACUCCUGAGUAG